GAUAAGAUUGAGACCGAGAAUUCAUAUCACUCCCUUAACUUUACAAGAAGCUAUUAAUUAUUCGAUCCCCACGUCUGUCUUCUUUCUCUGUUCCUCUUUGAGAGAGGCUCUAGGAUCAAAGUAUCUUGUUCCUACCGAGCUGCUCUCUAACGCAUUCUCCUCCUCUUUCUUUUCCGUGAUCUUGUCCCCUACCCUCGUGGAUUUCGAUGGCUGCUUGGUUCAGGAGGACAAGGGCAGUCGCUCAUUACCUCAGAAGAAACAACGGGUGUACACCAUCGUCGUCGCGUGGGAUUCUUGUUGAUUGCCAAGGCAUGCCCGUGCCCGCGGCUGUGCCGAUGCCUGUCGUGCAACCUCUGGAGAGCGUUUGGAUCGGACGCGCGACCGGGAGGAUCUCGCCGACCCGGUUCCCGAUCUUCUCGGCCAUGCGCUUUGAGUCCACCAGAGCUGAGAAGCAUCUCGAGUCGUUGCAGGAAGUGGAAGAUGAUGAUGAUGCUCAGGUCUUGGAUUUCCCUGGUGGGAAGGUUACAUUUACCUCCAAAAUGCAAUUCAUACCUGAGUCGUCUGAGAAGAGAGUACCGUGUUAUCGAGUGCUCGAUGACUAUGGACAGCCAACUGAGUAUGAUUUCUCUGACCAGGUGAACGAGGAACUCGCCGUGAAAAUGUACACGGAUAUGGUCACCCUGCAGAUCAUGGACGCCAUAUUCUAUGAAGCACAAAGGCAAGGUCGGAUAUCAUUCUAUCUCACGUCGAUGGGGGAAGAAGCUAUCAACAUAGCAUCCGCAGCUGCCCUCACGGAUGAUGACGUCGUGUUGCCUCAGUACAGAGAACAGGGUGUUUUACUGUGGCGCGGUUUCACGUUACAAGAGUUUGCGAACCAGUGUUUUGGUAACAAGGUCGACUAUGGAAAAGGUAGACAGAUGCCAAUUCAUUAUGGAUCUAAUAAGCACAAUUAUUUCACCGUGUCAUCGCCAAUAGCAACACAAAUUCCUCAAGCUGUUGGUGCUGCAUAUUCUCUUAAGAUGGAUAAGAAAAGUGCAUGCGUGGCUGCAUAUUUUGGUGAUGGCAGCACCAGUGAGGGAGAUUUCCAUGCUGGCUUGAACUUUGCAGCGGUCAUGGAGGCCCCGGUCAUCUUUAUCUGUCGAAAUAACGGAUGGGCGAUCAGUACCCACAUAAGAGAACAAUUUCGAAGUACUCAUCUUGCACUCUUGAUGUAUUUUUACAUACUGAUAUUAGGUGAUGGCAUUGUCGUAAGGGGUCAAGCAUAUGGAAUCCGUAGCAUUCGAGUGGAUGGUAAUGACGCUCUCGCUGUUUAUUCAGCAGUACGUGAAGCUCGUGAAAUGGCAAUCAAGGAUCAAAUGCCUAUAUUAAUUGAGGUCUUAACAUACCGAGUAGGACACCACUCCACAUCAGACGAUUCAACAAAGUAUCGACCCAUGGACGAAAUUGAGCACUGGAAAAUGUUGCGGAACCCUGUAAAUAGAUUCAGAAAAUGGGUUGAAAGGAAAAUGUGGUGGGAUGAUAAAAGGGAGGUCGAGCUUCGAAAUAACAUUAGAAAUCAGGUACUCCAAGCAAUUCAGACUGCAGAGAAGUAUGAGAAACCUCCAUUAUCAGACUUGUUCAGGGAUGUGUACGACGCUCUUCCAUCCAAUCUUCAUGAGCAAGAGAGUCAACUCAGAGAGACCAUCAAGAGACACCCAAAAGACUAUCCACUCGAUGUUCCUGUGUAGAUGGACUUACAAUUAUUCAAGAAAAGAAUUUGUCUCUGAAGCAAAGCCUCGGUAAUUAGAAAGCGAAGCUUAAUAAAAUCACUGCCCUGUAUACAAGUUGUUUAACAUUCAUAUACAGUGACGGCUAUAACAUACUUCUAAUUGAAUUAAGCGAUGGUUGCUGAUGCAA
Molecule: messenger RNA, 1896 nt
Organism: Syzygium oleosum
Lineage: Eukaryota; Viridiplantae; Streptophyta; Magnoliopsida; Myrtales; Myrtaceae
Product: 2-oxoisovalerate dehydrogenase subunit alpha 1, mitochondrial-like
Exons: 9
Coding region: 207-1727 (506 amino acids)
Biological process (GO): branched-chain amino acid catabolic process
Molecular function (GO): oxidoreductase activity, acting on the aldehyde or oxo group of donors, disulfide as acceptor
Source: RefSeq, a predicted model, not a curated record